GCGGCCCAGUACUGAUAAUCCAACUAUCAACUCAAUAUUGAUGGAGUGGCAGCCAGAUGAGCAGGGACUCCAGCAGGUCCUCCAACUGCUCAAAGACUCACAGUCACCCAACACAGUCACGCAGAGAGCUGUCCAACAAAAACUUGAACAACUCAACCAGUUCCCUGACUUCAACAAUUAUCUAAUUUUUGUCCUCACACGACUCAAAACUGAAGAUGAGCCAACUCGUUCUCUGAGCGGUCUGAUUCUGAAGAACAAUGUUAAGGCCCACUACCAGAACUUCCCACCAGCUGUUGCUGACUUUAUCAAGAAGGAAUGCCUCAACAACAUUGGCGACCCCUCGCCGCUCAUCCGUGCUACCAUUGGCAUCCUGAUCACAACUAUUGCCUCCAAGGGAGAGCUACAGACAUGGCCAGAGCUGCUGCCCCAGCUCUGCAACUUGCUCAACUCAGAGGACUACAACACCUGUGAGGGCUCGUUUGGAGCACUGCAGAAGAUCUGCGAGGACUCGUCGGAGCUGCUGGACAGCGACGCUCUGAACAGACCCCUCAACAUUAUGAUACCUAAAUUCCUUCAGUUCUUCAAGCACUGCAGCCCCAAGAUUAGGUCCCAUGCCAUUGCCUGUGUGAACCAGUUCAUCAUCGGCAGAGCCCAGGCCCUAAUGGACAACAUUGACACUUUCAUAGAGAGCCUGUUUGCGCUGGCAGCAGAUGAGGACUCUGAGGUUCGAAAGAACGUGUGCCGAGCCCUGGUCAUGUUACUGGAGGUCCGCAUUGACCGCCUCAUCCCCCACAUGCACAGCAUCAUCCAGUACAUGCUGCAGCGGACCCAGGACCCUGAUGAGAACGUGGCUCUUGAGGCCUGUGAGUUCUGGCUGACUCUAGCAGAGCAACCCAUCUGUAAGGAGAUGCUGUCCGGACACCUGGUGCAACUGAUACCUAUCCUUGUGAAUGGGAUGAAGUACUCAGAGAUAGACAUCAUACUAUUAAAGGGUGAUGUGGAGGAGGACGAGGCGGUACCAGACAGCGAUCAGGACAUCAAGCCCCGUUUCCACAAGUCGCGCACUGUCACCUUGCAGCACGAAGGAGGGGAGGGUGAGGAGGGUGAGGACAUCGAAGAAGACGACGACGACGAUGACGACACUCUGUCAGACUGGAAUCUGCGAAAGUGUUCGGCCGCAGCCCUGGACGUGCUGGCCAACGUGUUCCGCGACGAGCUACUGCCCCACCUCCUGCCGCUCCUCAAAGGCCUGCUCUUCCACCCCGACUGGGUCAUCAAGGAGUCUGGCAUCCUGGUGUUGGGUGCCAUAGCUGAGGGCUGCAUGCAGGGCAUGGUGCCCUACCUGCCGGAGUUGAUCCCCCACCUCAUCCAGUGUCUGUGCGACAAGAAGGCCCUGGUGCGCUCCAUUGCCUGCUGGACCCUGAGUCGCUAUGCACAUUGGGUGGUCUCCCAGCCUCCCGACUCCUACCUCAAACCCCUCAUGACAGAGCUUCUGAAACGCAUCCUUGACGGCAACAAGAGGGUGCAGGAGGCUGCCUGCAGUGCGUUUGCCACUCUGGAAGAGGAGGCGUGCACAGAGCUGGUGCCCUACCUGAGCUUUAUUCUGGACACGCUGGUCUUUGCCUUUGGAAAGUACCAGCACAAGAAUCUCCUCAUCCUCUAUGAUGCCAUAGGAACUCUGGCUGACUCAGUGGGUCACCACCUUAAUCAGCCUGAGUACAUACAGAAGUUGAUGCCCCCCCUUAUUGCAAAGUGGAACGAGCUGAAGGACGAAGACAAGGAUCUCUUCCCACUACUGGAGUGUCUGUCGUCAGUAGCCACUGCCCUGCAGAGUGGCUUUCUGCCUUACUGUGAGCCUGUCUAUCAGCGCUGUGUCACACUAGUCCAGAAGACACUAGCUCAGGCUAUGAUGUACAAUCAGCACCCAGACCAGUAUGAGGCUCCUGACAAGGAUUUUAUGAUCGUGGCCCUGGAUCUGCUGAGCGGCUUGGCUGAGGGUUUGGGGGGGAAUGUGGAACAGCUAGUGGCCCGCUCCAACAUCAUGACCCUGCUUUUCCAGUGCAUGCAGGACACAAUGCCUGAAGUGAGGCAAAGCUCUUUUGCUCUGUUGGGUGAUUUAACCAAAGCCUGCUUCCUCCAUGUGAAGCCUUGUAUUGCUGAGUUCAUGCCUAUCCUGGGGCUCAACCUGAACCCAGAGUUUAUCUCGGUGUGUAACAACGCGACCUGGGCCAUUGGGGAGAUCUCCAUGCAAAUGGGUGCAGAGAUGCAGCCGUAUGUGGGCAUGGUCCUGCCACACCUGGUCGAGAUCAUCAAUAGACCCAACACACCCAAGACUCUGCUGGAAAACACAGCCAUUACAAUUGGCAGACUGGGUUAUGUCUGUCCCCAGGAAGUGGCGCCACAGCUGCAGCAUUUCAUUAGACCAUGGUGCACAUCGCUGAGGAAUAUCCGAGAUAAUGAGGAGAAGGACUCGGCCUUCAGGGGAAUCUGUGUAAUGAUUGGCGUCAACCCUGCAGGAGUGGUGCAGGACUUCAUUUUCUUCUGUGAUGCUGUGGCCUCCUGGGUCAACCCCAAGGAUGACCUGAGAGACAUGUUUUAUAAAAUUCUUCAUGGCUUCAAGGACCAGGUCGGGGAAGAGAACUGGCAGCAGUUCUCUGAGCAGUUCCCUCCUCUGUUGAAGGAGCGCCUGUCUGCCUGCUACGGCGUCUAACCUAACCUUCCCCUGGUCCACACAGGACAUCAACCUGUUAGGUUAAUGUAGGGGAGGGUUACUGGGGAACUCAUUGCACUGCCCAGAUCACGGGGGAGAAACAAGAGCUGGAGGGAUGUGACUGGCCUUGACCCUCCAUUCAGCGGAUGGCCCCCUUUCCCCCCCGCGCCCUG
This is a messenger RNA of Seriola dumerili (greater amberjack), 2883 nucleotides long. RefSeq names its product transportin 2 (gene tnpo2). Gene Ontology annotation, biological process: protein import into nucleus. Gene Ontology annotation, cellular component: cytoplasm; nucleus. NCBI's taxonomy places the organism in Eukaryota, Metazoa, Chordata, Actinopteri, Carangiformes, Carangidae. The transcript has 25 exons. The coding region runs from base 41 to 2710 and encodes 889 amino acids. The record is from RefSeq and is a predicted model, not a curated record. Gene Ontology annotation, molecular function: nuclear import signal receptor activity; small GTPase binding.